Struthio camelus australis is the source of this 2714-nucleotide messenger RNA. Its product is annotated as proline-serine-threonine phosphatase-interacting protein 2. The record is from RefSeq and is a predicted model, not a curated record. Lineage: Eukaryota; Metazoa; Chordata; Aves; Struthioniformes; Struthionidae. Gene Ontology annotation, biological process: actin filament polymerization. Gene Ontology annotation, molecular function: actin filament binding. Gene Ontology annotation, cellular component: cytoplasm; plasma membrane; actin filament.
AUGUCUUCUUUCAUUUCAUUCACUUCCUGGAUAUCUGUGCCUGGUUCUCCCCAAAUCUGCUCUUGCAGAGUGUUUCAGAGUACGGAUUUGACGAGCACGGUUGGCUAUGACAACAUCAUUCAACAUUUGAAUGACGGCAGGAAGAACUGCAAAGAGUUUGAAGACUUUUUGAAGGAAAGGGCAAUCAUAGAAGAAAAAUAUGGCAAGGAGCUCAUUAACUUGUCAAAGAAGAAGCCCUGUGGGCAGACAGAGCUGAACACCCUGAAGAGAUCUCUUGAUGUUUUCAAGCAACAGGUAGACAAUGUGGGGCAAAGUCACAUCCAGCUGGCACAAACCCUUCGUGAGGAAGCAAAGAAAAUGGAGGACUUCAGAGAAAAGCAAAAACUGCAUCGGAAAAAGAUAGAGCUCAUAAUGGAGGCGAUUCACAAAAACAGGAAUUUGCAGUACAAGAAGACCAUGGAGGCUAAGCGGCUCUAUGAACAACGCUGCAGGGACAAAGACGAGGCAGAGCAGGCUGUGCACCGCAAUGCAAAUCUGGUCACACAGAAGCAGCAGGAGAAGCUCUUCCUGAAGUUGGCUCAGACAAAGUCAGCUCUGGAAGACUCUGACAGGAGUUACCAGCAGAAUAUUGCUGCACUGGAGAAGAUCCGGGAAGAAUGGCAGAAAGAACACAUCAAAGCUUGUGAGUUCUUUGAGACUCAGGAGUGCGAACGGAUCAACUACUUCCGCAGUGCCCUGUGGCUUCACGCCAACCAGCUCUCUCAGGACUGUGUGCAGAAUGAUGACAAAUAUGAGGAAAUCCGCAAGAGUUUAGAAAUGUGCAGCAUUGAGAAGGAUAUUGAAUUUUUUGUAAAUUUACGCAAAACUGGAAGUUUGGCCCCAGCUCCUGUUGUUUAUGAAAACUACUAUAAUGCACAGAGAAAUGCAACACCUGUGAGAAGUCAGGCGCCUGUACCUAUAUCAAGGAGAGGACCUUUACCCACCCCGACCAGCGGGCCAGAUGAUCCUGAUUACGUUACAGUCGAUGGCUACAGCUUGAUACAUCAUUAACAGCCACAGUUCUCUGGGCAGUACUUCCAAGCAGAAGAUGUUGUCCGUCUGACCAGCGUGACAGAGGCCAUGUUUUUAGUUAUUCCCAGCAAUACAGAACUGAAGUGCUUCUCCGUUUUAAGAAAGUAAUUGAGGACUCUGAUAAUUACUUGUACAUUCAGAACGUGACUGCUAAAAAUCUGCUCCUUUCAUCAGCAAACUCUGGAGACAGACAUCUCAUCUUCACACUCAGGGAAAGAAAAGGAAUAUAAGCACUGGACCUGGACACAAGGGGAUCUUCUGUGUCAGCAGAAAUUUUGAUUUGAAGUUCUUUUAAUGUGUGCUCAUCUGGAAGAGUCUGGAGCCUUUUACUCUCUAGAUAACUGAGAAGUCACAUGUGCCAAGAGGAGCUCUGUGUGAUGCUUUGGGCACGCUGGUUUGUGUUGAGAGCAUACAUAUCCUACGCAGGUCUAAGGUUAUUCAAAGCUGAGGUUCCACUUUGGCCCACUUCUAAAGUUUGUCAUUAGUGUGAUUAAGUUUGUAAUCUGGACUUAAUUUUAGUAAUGAGUCUCAGGGAGCUUAUUUAGAGCAGCACCAGGGAUUACAAUGCUAAACACAGGUCUGGCUUUGCUGUACAUGUGCUCCAGGUUUAGGCACUGAUACUGAAAGUUGAUUUGUAUCUUGCCUGGUGUAGCAGCCCUCGGCACAGCCACCAAGGGAGGCUGAGUUGCUACAGAGCUGCUGGGAAGUCACUCACCCUAAAAGGCUAUUGAAGAUCUGAAAGGAAGUCGGUCGGCUCUUCCAGCCACCCUCUGUAGAGGGGCUUGCAUUUUUUUAGGUUCAUGGGCUCUGCAGACCUGACUUUGGCUAACUUCUAGGACUCCCUGCACUUUGGACACAUAUUGAUGCUAGAUCCAGGCUCAGAACCCAGUUUUUGGGGACAUUGGAGUGAUGGCAUAAAUGAAAGGGAAAUUGUCAAUUGUUUAUCCUGAUCCCUUCCUCCUCUGCUCUAAUAAUAAGCUUGACAAUAAAAUAUUUUUCUGACCACGUUUCCUGUCUCCCAGAGGCAUACUCAGCAGUAAUCCUGCUGGGAUCUGGUUCUGUUUCCCUCUGAAGCCCAUAGCAGAAUUUCCAUUUACAAUUGGGGACUGACCACACAUGAUUAGAAACAAACUUGGCUACUAAUGUUGGCUUGGAGCCAUGAGACUCUUUCCUGAUCAGAUCUCCUCAAAGUUUGUGCCCCUUUUGUUACCUCGUGUCUGAUGAUUGCUUUGAUUCAUAAGCACACAUUUUUCAGGGCUGUUAGCCUCACCGAAGUCUCCAUGUGCAGUGUUACUUAACAGCUCCCUCAGUGCCUUACGUCCAUCAGACCUAGGGAUGGGACACAGGGACAUCAGGAUAGAAUUUUAUUUGUCUAAAUCCGGUGCCACGUGACUCACUUUGAAGUGACAAAAAUGAUUCUUCAUUCAGUUGUAUGAUGUUCUUCAAGGUGAAUCUGCAUGACUUCAGUGCGUACCCAAGCCCAUCAUCGGUUUCUGGAGCUUUGCUGUAUUUCCUUGUGUGGAAGAGACCACAGUGAGCUUUAAAUUCUGUCUGACUGCAUUGUAAUGAAAUGUACAAAGUGCACAUGUAAAGGAAUAAUUUGCCCUAUUUUUCUCUAGAAGACCAAAUCUCCUAAUAUUCUU